AUGUGGAUUGUGAGGAACCUGCAGCAGAUGUUUCAUCACUUUGAUAUUUCUGUUGGGCUGCAGCAGGAGAAGCAGCAGGAGCAGGAGCAACUGCAGAACCAGGAGCAGGAGCAGAACCAGGAGCAGGAGCAAUUGCAGAACCAGGAGGAGGAGCAGGAGCAGGUGCAGAACCAGGAGCAGGUGCAGAACCUGGAGCAGCAGGAGCAGCAGGAGGAGCAGGAGCAGGUGCAGAACCAGGAGCAGGUGCAGAACCAGGAGCAGGAGGAGCAGGAGCAGGUGCAGAACCAGGAGCAGGUGCAGAACCUGGAGCAGCAGGAGGAGCAGGAGGAGCAGGAGCAGGUGCAGAACCUGGAGCAGCAGGAGGAGCAGGAGGAGCAGGAGCAGGUGCAGAACCAGGAGCAGGAGCAGAAGAAGCAGCAGAACCAGGAGCAGGAGCAGCAGCAGGAGGAGCAGGAGCAGGUGCAGAACCUGGAGCAGCAGGAGCAGCAGGAGCAGGUGCAGAACCUGGAGCAGGUGCAGAACCUGGAGCAGCAGGAGGAGCAGGAGGAGCAGGAGCAGGAGCAGGUGCAGAACCUGGAGCAGCAGGAGCAGCAGCAGGUGCAGAACCUGGAGCAGCAGGAGCAGCAGGAGCAGGUGCAGAACCUGGAGCAGGAGCAGCAGGAGGAGCAGGUGCAGAACCAGGAGCAGGAGCAGCAGCAGGAG
Molecule: messenger RNA, 702 nt
Organism: Corvus hawaiiensis (hawaiian crow)
Lineage: Eukaryota; Metazoa; Chordata; Aves; Passeriformes; Corvidae
Exons: 5
Source: RefSeq, a predicted model, not a curated record